AUGACUUUGGGAACUAUUAACUCGAAACCGAAACCGGUUAAUCUUGCUGACGUUGUCGAAAAAGCCCGCGACACGUUCAACUGUGGCGUCACGAGGCCAAUAGAAUGGCGUCGGCAACAACUGAAGAAUCUCCUGCGUUUAUACACAGAGAAUCAAAAUGCUAUGAUAGCAGCACUGCAAAAGGACCUCCGUCGAAGCAAGAUGGAGGCAGUUCUUCUCGAGACCGACUACCUGAUAAAUGAUCUUAAAAACACUCUGAAUAAUUUGGACGAAUGGGUUAAACCCGAGCGGCCAUCAAAAGGCUUUGUGAACAUGCUCGACGACGUUGUUAUUUACAACGACCCCUAUGGCGUGGUGUUGGUGAUCGGUGCGUGGAACUAUCCCCUUCAGCUGCUGCUGCUACCGAUGGCAGGCGCCAUUGCCGCCGGUAACGUGGUCAUUGUGAAGCCGAGUGAAUUGGCGGUUGCCUGCGCGCAGUUCAUCGCCGAAAUGAUUCCAAAAUACUUGGACAAUGACGCAGUGAUAGUGGUAGAGGGAGGUCCUGAGGAAACCACCGAGCUCCUGAAACAAAGAUUCGACUAUAUUUUCUAUACCGGCGGAACCAACGUGGGAAAAAUCGUGUACGAAGCCGCCACCAAAUAUCUUACGCCUGUAACUUUGGAACUGGGUGGAAAAAGCCCAGUGUACAUAGACAGCACUGUAGAUAUCAGAGUCACAGCAAAGCGAGUCCUGUGGGGCAAAUUUAUCAACGCUGGACAAACUUGCAUCGCACCGGACUACGUGCUAUGCACCAAGGAGGUUCAAGAUAAGUUUAUAGAAGCCGCCAGGGACGUACUCAAAGAGUGGUACGGAGACGAAGCACAAAAAUCGCCGGACCUGUGCAGAAUUAUAAACAGUAGACAUUACAGCCGCCUCCAAGCUUUAGUUGACGCUUGCAAAAGCAAAAUCGCAAUCGGCGGUGGUUACGAUCCAAAAGAAAGGUUUAUUGAACCCACCAUAGUGGCUAAUGUGACUGGAGGCGAAAAAAUAAUGGAGGACGAAAUAUUCGGUCCCAUUCUUCCAAUAGUUCCAGUUGAGAACGCUUACGAGGCCAUCAAAUUUAUUAAUGCCAGGGAACACCCAUUAGUACUAUACGUGUUCAGCAACCAAAGAAACAUCCAUACAUUGUUCAAUGAACAGACUCGUUCAGGCAGUCUCUGUGUGAACGACACAAUCAUGUUUUAUAGCGGUAAGGCAAUGAACAUCAUAUCCGUACGAUCUUUUGCAAAAUAUAAUAUGAAAUUAAAAAAAACAGAGAAGCCGCUGGUGCUCUACGUUUUCUCCACGGACAAGAAUGUUGUGUCGAAUAUUGUCGAGAACACUAGUAGCGGCGGGAUGUGUAUUAACGAUACGAUGAUGCAGAUGGGAGUUGAAACGUUGCCCUUCGGUGGGGUAGGCAACAGUGGAAUGGGCGCUUAUCACGGCAAGGCCACUUUUGAUACUUUCACGCACAAGAAAAGUUGUCUUAUUAAGAACUUUGCCGUUAUAGGCGAGAAGCUUGGAUCGAUGCGCUAUCCACCGUACAAUGACAGCAACAUGAGUAGGAUUACAAGAUUAAUGGCUAAAAGGAGUAUGCCGUCAUUCAGUUUCUUGCCAUACCUGUUGACGUUCGCUCUAGGAGUUGGGGUUUCUUACGGUAUCUUCGCGUGGCAGAAGAUUGCUACAGAAGAUCUUUAA
Molecule: messenger RNA, 1716 nt
Organism: Parnassius apollo (apollo)
Lineage: Eukaryota; Metazoa; Arthropoda; Insecta; Lepidoptera; Papilionidae
Source: the annotation of a GenBank genome assembly